AUGGAGUACCGGCAGAAGUCCGCGCGGCUGCCAAAGUCGGCCGAAGAGAAGUCGCGGUGGCGACGCGUCAUCGUCAUUCUCGAGCACUGCCCCCUCUCCGUGGUGCGCACGGAGUACGGCUUCGAGCUGCUGUCGGAGAAGCACCGGCAGUACCACGCACGCAACAGGCAGGACCCUGCCGAGUGGCGCCCCGACGUUGUGCAUCAGACGCUGCUGCACCUGCUGGACUGCCCACUCAACCGCGCCGGUCUCCUGCAGGUGUUUCUGCGCACAAAGAAGGGCGUUGUUAUCGCCGUGGACCCACGCCUGCGUGUGCCGCGGCACAUCCGGCUCUUUGAGAAGAUGAUGGUGGCGUGCCUGUACAAGAUGAAGGUGCGGGCGGCGCACGGGCAUCUCUCGCUGCUGCGGGUUGUGCGGAACCCCGUCACAGAUCACAUCCCGCCAAACUGCACUUUGUACCGCGUGGAGAAGGACGGCGACGCGGUCCCGGACCUCUACGCCUUUUGCGCCGCAUGCGGCGCCGCCGAUGACGGGACCACGAAGACGCAUGACGCCGCCCCCGCACACUUUGCGCAGCGCCACAGCGAGGCUGCCGAGGCGCGCCAGUUUCAUCCGUUUGCGUUUAUCGUUGGCGGCAUGUCGAAGGGCGACGUCGACGCGCCGUACGCCCCGAAAGGAGAAGUGAAGAGCAUCCGCAUCAGCGACAGGGGCAUGUCCGCGGCGGCCGUCUGCAGCGCCAUCACGCACGCCUUUGAGGAGGAGUGGCUUCGCGACGACAACGCGACGGAGUAG
Molecule: messenger RNA, 792 nt
Organism: Trypanosoma conorhini
Lineage: Eukaryota; Euglenozoa; Kinetoplastea; Trypanosomatida; Trypanosomatidae
Product: essential for mitotic growth 1
Exons: 1
Coding region: 1-792 (263 amino acids)
Biological process (GO): rRNA base methylation
Cellular component (GO): nucleolus; small-subunit processome
Molecular function (GO): rRNA binding; rRNA (pseudouridine) methyltransferase activity
Source: RefSeq, a predicted model, not a curated record